This is a messenger RNA of Theobroma cacao (cacao), 1237 nucleotides long. It is a transcript of the gene CLPP4, whose product is annotated as CLP protease P4. Lineage: Eukaryota; Viridiplantae; Streptophyta; Magnoliopsida; Malvales; Malvaceae. Gene Ontology annotation, biological process: protein quality control for misfolded or incompletely synthesized proteins. The record is from RefSeq and is a predicted model, not a curated record. Gene Ontology annotation, cellular component: endopeptidase Clp complex. Gene Ontology annotation, molecular function: serine-type endopeptidase activity; ATP-dependent peptidase activity; ATPase binding.
AAUCGUAUUUCGUAAAGAAGAUAAUACUCAAUAGUCGUCUAUAAGCGUAUAUCCAUCUUUGGUAUUUGUGUGAAAUCAACCGGGAAAGGGGUCGCGGAGUUCAUCUGGGUCUCUCACUCCACAAACACCAUGGACUUGCUCUCGCUCUCAUCUCCUCUAACCCCUUCCUUGUCCUCUCUUCAACUUAAACUUAAACAUAAGACCUCUUUCACUUCUCCAAACCCAAAGCCUUCCUUUUUGUGCUUGACAACCACACCCACACCCGUUUCUUCAUCUGUCAAAGUCAAAACCACCCCCAAGUGCCUCCAACUGUCUGCCCCUCAGAGCCCCGCCACCGCCAUGCGAGGGGCAGAGACCGACGCUAUGGGCUUGCUGCUCAGGGAGCGCAUUGUUUUCCUUGGAAACAACAUCGAUGAUUUCGUGGCCGAUGCCAUUAUCAGUCAAUUGCUGCUUUUGGAUGCUCAGGACCCUAAUAAAGAUAUCAGGCUCUUCAUUAACUCCCCUGGUGGUUCCUUGAGUGCUACGAUGGCUAUCUAUGAUGUAGUACAGCUUGUUCGGGCCGAUGUUUCCACCGUUGCACUUGGCAUUGCAGCAUCAACAGCUUCUAUUAUCCUUGGUGGUGGCACCAAAGGCAAGCGCCUUGCAAUGCCCAACACUCGAAUAAUGAUUCAUCAACCUCUAGGAGGUGCUAGUGGACAAGCUAUAGAUGUAGAAAUCCAAGCACAGGAGAUUAUGCAUAACAAGAAUAAUGUGACAAGAAUAAUAUCUGGUUUUACUGGACGUUCGUUUGAACAAGUCCAGAAGGAUAUUGAUAGAGAUCGCUAUAUGUCUCCAAUUGAAGCAGUCGAAUACGGAAUAAUUGAUGGAGUUAUUGAUAGAGAUAGCAUCAUUCCGUUGGCCCCUGUGCCAGAAAGAGUGAAAGCAAGUCUAAACUAUGAGGAAAUUAGUAAAGAUCCAAGGAAAUUCUUGACCCCUGAUAUUCCAGAUGAUGAGAUAUACUAGAUUGGGACAUUUGAUGCAGGCAUAUGGUUUUGAUGGUCUUGCUUUUUGUGUUAGUUGCGUAGAACUUUGUAAUUGGCCUUUUCAAUUGCCACACAAAAAUGAAUUUGUUGAUUGCUGCAUUCAGAAUGUUGUCGAAUUAUAAUAGACUGUUGUUGCUUUUAUAAAUGAAUUGAAAAUCGUGAAAACGGUGGAAGCUUGAAACUUUCUAUUUAGUUCAUCUUGAGGUAUCUGGUUA